Tachysurus vachellii is the source of this 4700-nucleotide messenger RNA. Its product is annotated as NACHT, LRR and PYD domains-containing protein 3-like. The coding region runs from base 209 to 3664 and encodes 1151 amino acids. Gene Ontology annotation, molecular function: protein binding. NCBI's taxonomy places the organism in Eukaryota, Metazoa, Chordata, Actinopteri, Siluriformes, Bagridae. The transcript has 14 exons. The record is from RefSeq and is a predicted model, not a curated record.
CACACACACACACACACACACACACACACACGUCAGCAUAAACCAGACAAACCAGUUAGACCAGUGUCAGUAAGAGUGAAAAUCAACAGCUCCAUUUUGUGUGGAGUGAAAACUAAAAGAUUUCAGGAGUAAAAACACAGGUUUAAUUUAACACACCGAUGUUGGAGUGAAGUAAACGUGUGUCCUGCUGUAAUCUGGAGAAGGAGACAUGACCUCCAACAUGAGUGUGUCUGGAAAACAGGACUUAAAGAAAGACGAGAGAAUGAUGGAGGGAAAGAGAUCAGACUCACCAGAACCCAGCUGUGUGUCCAUGAAGAGUGACUGGUCGAUGGGAAAACCAAUUAACUUCAGAGGCAGAGACAGUUCUACUGAUGUGAGACCACAAAAAUCAAACAUCAGCACAAAUCAGCUGGACUCUAUAUUCAAGGAGCUGGAACACAAAGUCAUCAAUCUGAUAAAGAAUGAGCUGAAGAGGUUUAGGAAGCUCCUGAGUCCAGAUUACCCAGCAUGCACUGAGAGGGAGGUGGAGGAUGAGGAGGAUCUGCACAGUGUCAGAGAUGGAGCACUGAAGAUCACACUGCACGUUCUGAAGAACAUGAACCACACAGAUCUCGCUAACACACUGCAUAACAAACUCGCCCCUGUGUAUCAGCCAAAGUUGAAGUCCAAUCUGAGAGAGAAGUUUAAAAGAAUUAAUGAAGGAAUCUCACAGCAUGGAAGCUCAGCACUUCUGAAUGAGAUCUACACUGAGCUCUACAUCACAGAGGGUUGGAGUGGAGACGUCAAUAAUGAACAUGAGGUGAGACAGAUUGAGGCAGCGUCCAGGAGACCAGCAACACAGGAGAAACCCAUCAAAUGUAAUGAGAUUUUUAAAGACAAGUCCAUCAGAACUGUGCUGACUAAAGGAGUUGCUGGAAUUGGAAAAACAGUCUCUGUGCAGAAGUUCAUUCUGGACUGGGCUGAAGGAAAAGUAAAUCAGGACGUCACCUUCAUGUUUCCACUUCCCUUUAGAGGGCUGAAUCUGAUGAAGCAGCAAAAUCUCAGUCUGAUGAAACUUCUUCAUCACUUUUUCCCUGAAAUAAGAAAACUGGGACCAAUAGACUGUGACUCCUACAAAGUGGUGUUGAUCUUUGAUGGUCUGGAUGAGUGUAGACUUCCUCUAAAUUUCCAGAAGAAUGAGAGAUUGUGUGAUGUAACAGAGUCGGCCUCAGUGGACGUGUUGCUGACGAACCUCAUCAAGGGGAAUCUGCUUCCCUCUGCUCUCCUCUGGAUAACCACAAGACCAGGAGCAGCCAAUCAGAUCCCUCCUGAGUGUGUAGACCAGGUAACAGAGGUACGAGGCUUCAGUGAUCCUCAGAAAGAGGAGUACUUCAGGAAGAGGAUCAGUGAUCAGAGCCUGGCCAAUAAAAUCAUCACUCACCUGAAGUCUUCAAGAAGCCUCUACAUCAUGUGCCACAUCCCAGUCUUCUGCUGGAUCUCAGCCACUGUUCUAGAGAGAAUGUUGGGUGAAGCAGAGAGUGGAGAGAUCCCCAAGACUCUGACUCAAAUGUACACACACUUCCUGAUCUUUCAGAUCAAACACAAGGACCAAAAGUACCAUCAGAAAUGUGACCCUGAUCCUCAGCAGACCAGAGAGAGUAUCAUGGCACUGGGAAAACUGGCUUUCCACCAGCUGGAGAAAGGAAACCUGAUCUUCUAUGAGGAAGACCUGAGAGAGUGUGGCAUUGAUGUCAGAGAAGUGUCAGUGUACUCAGGAGUGUGUACCCAGAUCUUCAGAGAGGAGUUUGGGCUUCACCUGGGGAAGGUGUUCAGCUUUGUACAUCUGAGUGUUCAGGAGUUUCUGGCUGCUUUAUACACAUUUCUCUCCUUCAUCAGCAGAAAUGUAACAGAACAUCAAACCUCUUACCUGUCUGAUCUUUUCAGGAAGUCAAACAUGUCUGAUCUCCUCAGGAGUUCAGUGGACAAGGCCUUAAAGAGUAAGAAUGGACACCUGGACCUGUUCCUCCGCUUCCUUCUGGGUCUCUCACUGGAGACCAAUCAAAGUCUUUUACGAGACUUAAUUCCACAGACAGGAAGCAGAUCUCACAGCAAACAGGAAACGGUGAAGUACAUCAAGAAGAAGAUCAGGAAGAAUCCAUCUCCAGAGAAAUCCAUCAAUCUGUUCCACUGUCUGAAUGAACUGAAUGAUCAUUCUCUAGUGCAGGAAGUACAAAGUUACCUGAACAGAGAAGGUGACAGUCGUCUCAGAGGAACCAAACUCUCUCCUGCUCAGUGGUCAGCUCUGGCGUUUGUGUUACUGAACUCAGAACAGGAUCUGGAUGUGUUUGAUUUGAGUAAAUAUGAUCCAUCAGAUGAAUGUCUUCUGAGGCUGCUGCCAGUGGUCAAAGCCUCCAGAAAAGCUGUUCUGUGUUUCUGUAAUCUGACAGAGGAAAGCUGUAGAGUUCUGUCCUCAGUUCUCAGCUCAAACUCCUCCAGUCUGAGAGAACUGAACCUGAGUAACAAUAAACUGCUGCAGGAUUCAGGAGUGAAGCUGCUCUCUGAUGGACUGAAGAAUCCACACUGUACACUGGAGAUACUGAGUCUGUGUGUGUGUAAUCUGACAGAGGAAAGCUGUAGAGUUCUGUCCUCAGUUCUCAGCUCAAACUCCUCCAGUCUGAGAGAACUGGACCUGAGUAACAAUGAACUGCAGGAUUCAGGAGUGAAGCUGCUCUCUGAUGGACUGAAGAAUCCACACUGUACACUGGAGAAACUGAGUCUGUGUGAGUGUGAUCUGACAGAGGAAAGCUGUAGAGUUCUGUCCUCAGUUCUCAGCUCAAACUCCUCCAGUCUGAGAGAACUGGACCUGAGUGACAAUAAACUGCAGGAUUCAGGAGUGAAGCUGCUCUCUGAUGGACUGAAGAAUCCACACUGUACACUGGAGAUACUGAGUCUGUGUCUCUGUAAUCUGACAGAGGAAAGCUGUAGAGUUCUGUCCUCAGUUCUCAGCUCAAACUCCUCCAGUCUGAGAGAACUGGACCUGAGUUACAAUAAACUGCAGGAUUCAGGAGUGAAGCUGCUCUCUGAUGGACUGAAGAAUCCACACUGUACACUGGAGAUACUCAGUCUGUGGAUGUGUGAUCUGACAGAGGAAAGCUGUAGAGUUCUGUCCUCAGUUCUCAGCUCAAACUCCUCCAGUCUGAGAAAACUGGACCUGAGAGACAAUAAACUGCAGGAUUCAGGAGAGAAGCUGCUCUCUGAUGGACUGAAGAAUCCACACUGUACACUGGAGAUACUGAGUCUGUGUGACUGUAAUCUGACAGAUGAAAGCUGUAGAGUUCUGUCCUCAGUUCUCAGCUCAAACUCCUCCAGUCUGAGAGAACUGGACCUGAGUGACAAUAAACUGAAGGAUUCAGGAGUGAAGCUGCUCUCUGAUGGACUGAAGAAUCCACACUGUACACUGGAGAUGCUGAGGAUAUGUGACUGCAGUAUUACAGAUGAAGGUUGUGCUGCUCUGGCUUCAGCUCUGAGGUCAAACUCCUCAUCACACCUGAGAGAACUGGAUCUGUACCAUAAUAAACCAGGAGAAUCAGGAGUGAAGCUGCUCUCUGAUCUACUGAAGGAUCCACACUGUAAACUGGAGACACUACACAUUAAUGAUGAUACACUCACCAGGUCUGGUGUAUGACAGGAGUCUCUCCUCAGACCUUUUUUCCAGGAUAAAUCAGUUAUGGAGGUGAAGCGUUAGAACACGUCCCACAUUUCCAGCAGUUUGGGAGCUGAAUCAUUCAUAUUCAGAUGUAGAAGAUCCAUAACAAUAACUGUGACUGAUCACAUCCUUUUAUCCUCUCAGCUACAACUUCACACUUUAACAUCUUUUACAAUCCAAAGUCAAAUCCUUCAGCAUCUACACACAACACAGAGAUAUCAUCACAUCAUCACACUGAUUACACAAAUACACAUCCAUGUGUUACAGAUGUUUAGAGAUUAUUUUUACCUCUUUAAUUGGAUCUCAAAUUUGUUUCUCCACAGAUGAUUGACUCACAGUUGUGAUCUUGAUUUAUUUAUUUUUAUUUAUUAUUCUUUUCAAACCCUUUUCACCAAACACUUUUAAAAUCUUUAUUAAAAUUCCUUUAAACAUUAAAGGAAUCUUCUUUUUUGUGUAGUUGAUCUAUUUUUCUAUAUUUCAAUUUCUUCUUUCUUAAUUUCCUCAUGACAUUUUUUAUCUUGGUUGCAUCUUGUUUUUAUAUAAUUUAACUUUUUUUCCUCUUUCCACCAUAUAUUUUGCUUUAUUUCUUCAUUUUGCCCCCUCGAGUUCUUUCUCCUCCCUUUUUUAUAUUUUUGUUCUCUUUGGCCAAUUCAUUCUCUAAUUUUUUAAAAUGUACUUUUACUUGUUAUUUCUCCUUUCUUUCUUUCUUUCUUUCUUUCUUAUUCUUUCUCUUUCUUUCUUUCUCCCAUUCUACAAUAUUUAAUUAAAAAUCUAACAUUAUCUUCCUCAUUCAUUUCAUUUCCUUUUUCUAUAAUUUCUCUAAUCUUAAAAUCAUAGUUGUUUUUCUUUAAACUUUCUGUAUUUAGAAUCCAUACACUUUGUCCCCUUUCUACAUUAUUCCAGGCUUAAAAAAUAAAAACUCAUGAUACUCAAACUUGUUUCCUUAUAUCUGAUUUUGUCUGUAAAGUUUUCUACAUUUCUUGUACAUAAAAUAAAGUCAAUCGUUGUCCUGCAA